Messenger RNA from Trichoderma citrinoviride, 1989 nucleotides. RefSeq lists its product as hypothetical. The transcript has a single exon. Bases 1 to 1989 code for a protein of 662 amino acids. The record is from RefSeq and is a predicted model, not a curated record. NCBI's taxonomy places the organism in Eukaryota, Fungi, Ascomycota, Sordariomycetes, Hypocreales, Hypocreaceae.
AUGGAAGACUACCGCUACGACGACCACGACCACCACGAGUACGACGACGACGACACCAUGUCCCACGCAGACGCCGCCGACACCAGCUCGCACCACGGGCACGACGACGACGUCUUCAGCGACAACAACAGCCCGCGCAGCUCCAUGGGGUCCGUGUCCGAGGGCGACCCGCGCAAGGCCGCUCACCACGACGGCCUGCGCUCGCCGCGCAUCUCCGACAUCCAGCAGCAGUACGACGAUGCGCCGCGGUCGUCGCUGAGGUCCGCCUCCUCCUCCGCCGGCAAGGCUGCCCAGCACGCCGCCGCCUCGUCGCCCGCCGGCCAGCCCCAGCCUCGCUCCGGCCGCCGCAGCGCCCUGCCCACCGUGUCCCGCCUGGGCUCGGCCUCGCCCAACCCGACGGCGCAGUACUCGCCCAAGAAGACGCCGCCGCGCUUCAAGAAGAACGACCCGCCCCUGGUGCUCCUCCACGUCACCCUGCUGCCGCUGCGCUGGUGCUGGGGCGACGUGCUCGACGACGCCAAGACGAGCGAGCUCAGCGAGGGCGUCAAGACGCUGCGCGAGGCUUGGCGCCAGCUGCAGGACACCAUCGGCGACACCAUCCAGGACCGCGGCGUGCUGCUGCCGCACCCGCAGGACGACUUUGAGGCCAUGGAGGAGCGCCUGCUCGAGGCGCUGGAGCUGCCCUUCAAGCGCCGCGCCCGCAUCCUCGAGUGCGGCCACUACCUGGGGCCUUCUAACGAGAUGCCCUUUGCCGAUGAGGAGGAGGAGGACGACGACGACAUCGAUGCCGACGCCUACGACGAAGACGCGCCGCCCCGCGCCCCUGUGCCCGAGAAGCAGACGCACUGGUGCUCGACCUGCCACUGCGAGAUCCGCUUCGACGCCCUCGGCGCCGGCAAGAUCUACCGCGUCAAGGUCUACGCCAGCAACGGCCUGCUGCGGGCCGGCGCCUGGGAGGCCUGCUGGAAGGAGAUGGAGCGCGUCGACAUUGAGAUUGAGCCCAUGAUGGACGCCAAGCUCCAGGACGAGCUCGUGCGGCUUGCGGCGCGCCAGGAUAGGGUCAUCCACUCUAAGAGCAGGGCUGACAGGCGCCCGCUGUCGUCGCGCGUGCAGGACGUCGAGGACGAGCGGGAGUCGGAAGAGGACCUCGACGCCGACGAGACCAUGGGCCAGGAGUCAUUUAUGCCGCAGGACGGAAGCACGCCGCGGACCUCGUUCGAGGGAUACGGCGACACGUACAGGAGCAAGUCCCGGCAGGCGUCGGGCAGGGCGUCCAGGAGCAGCCGGCCAUCCAUGGGCUUCGCCCACACCGAUACUUUCGGCCAGCACAAGAAGCAGCAGCAGCGAAGCCGCUUCGCUGCCGGUAGCUUUCCCGACAUGGUUGUCAACGCCUUCAAGGCGCUGCUGGACGACAAGCGGAACCUGGCGAUUUUGCUUCUGAGCGUCCUGACCGUGGCGGUUGCCGUCCGCGGCGGCGUCAGCAACCGGUUCUACGACGACAUUGUCACCUUCCAGCAGCCCGUCUUGACCGAGUCCUCCAACUUUGAGACGCCGACGACGGUUGUGAGCGACCACGUUGGCGAGGACGGACAGCCUGUGCAGGUGGAGGUGGGCGUGGAGGGCGACGGCGACGUUUCCUUCUCGCCGACCUCUGCCGUGGUGGAGAUCUUGUUGACGCCGCAGGCCAAGGCGGACGGCGAGAACCCGUGCGCCGCCAUGGAGCCGCAGACGGUGGAGAAGUGGCUGACGGCUACCGUGACGGAGAGGACCACUGUCGCGCGCACCGACAUGCCGGACGCCGAUGAUGAUGUGUUCACCAACGAGGACGGCGAGGAGGAGGCUAACGACGAGGGCUUUGAGGGAGCAAAGGAUUCCGAUGGGGUUCACUACCUGGAUGGGCUGCCGGGCGAGGAGGACGCUGGGGAGCAGCAGCAGACGACGGGGCAGACUGACUGGGAAUGGGGCACUCGCUUCAAGUUUCCCUGGUAG